Molecule: messenger RNA, 681 nt
Organism: Trichobilharzia regenti
Lineage: Eukaryota; Metazoa; Platyhelminthes; Trematoda; Strigeidida; Schistosomatidae
Source: the annotation of a GenBank genome assembly
AAUUUACCCAUACCGAAAAGGCGUCGAUCAAAACGUAGGAAAUUCAGGAAUACCUCAGAUAGUGAUAUUAAUCCACUCUUGAAGAAGACUGUUGUGUAUAGCCAAGGGCAACCGAAUGAUUCAAAGGACGAUUACUAUGAUGAUGAGAUCGUGGAAACUACAUGGGUAGUCAAACUGGGAAACAAAAAAGUAACAAACAAAGAAAUGCUCGACUUCGUCAAUAGCCAGUUGAAGACCAACGAUUUAUUCCAAAAUGUCAUGAAUCAAAACAACAGCAACCCACUUGAUAAGUAUGAUGUGGAGACUGAAACAUCUUGGUUUACAAUGUCUAGAAAUGCAAAACUGAGCAAUGAAAAGAUCCUCGACUUUUUCAACCAGCAGACUGACUUGGAUCGAAUGCUCGGAAUGGCGUUCCCCACACAAACAGCAACACAACAACCAAUACAAGUGAUAUCCACAUCUAUUUGGUUCUCAGACGAUUUUGUCAAAGAAAUGAGCAAUUUGGAUGUUGAAGGGAUUCUGAAAACAUGUACUGAAUUUAACAAACUAUGCAAUUCAAACAGGAAAUCUGGUUCGUCGUCUGAUGGUGAGUUGUGUCCGUCAAAUACUUCCCGUAACUACUUGGAUUCGUAUAAUGUCUUUGGCUGUAUACAAACUACAUAUGUAAAAUAUGCGAUAUAG